Molecule: messenger RNA, 4535 nt
Organism: Poecile atricapillus (Black-capped chickadee)
Lineage: Eukaryota; Metazoa; Chordata; Aves; Passeriformes; Paridae
Gene: ST6GALNAC3
Product: ST6 N-acetylgalactosaminide alpha-2,6-sialyltransferase 3
Exons: 5
Coding region: 180-1097 (305 amino acids)
Biological process (GO): oligosaccharide metabolic process; ganglioside biosynthetic process
Molecular function (GO): alpha-N-acetylgalactosaminide alpha-2,6-sialyltransferase activity
Source: RefSeq, a predicted model, not a curated record
CCGGGCAGAAAAAGACUAAUAUGACUAACGGAGCCUGGAUGCGUGGUACCUCCGUUCGGAUCUACGGGAAUGUAGAUUCCAGCAGUUCUGCAGCUCCACCAGCCUCUUGCCCGACACUGGAACUGCUGCUCACAAAGUAGAAUCCUGCUGCUCUUUGGUAGGAAGGAUAGAGAAAGAACAUGGCCUGCAUUCUGAAGAGAAAGUCCAUUGUUGCUGUGAGUUUCAUUGCUGCAUUCCUCUGUCUGAUCAUCGUUCGUCUCACAAAUGAAGUAACUUUCCCUUUGAUCCUAAACUGCUUUGGACAAACCAGAGUCAAGUGGAUCCCACUUUCUAAUGGCCAAAGGCAGCCUCUGAAAACUCAUUAUGGAUAUAUAAAUGUAAAAACACAAGAGCCUCUACAACUUGACUGUGACCUCUGUGCCAUUGUUUCAAACUCGGGACAGAUGGCUGGCCAGAGGGUGGGCACUGAGAUAGACAAGUCCUCCUGCAUAUGGAGGAUGAACAAUGCUCCCACAAAGGGCUAUGAGGAAGAUGUUGGGAAGAGGACAACUGUCAGAGUGGUCUCUCACACAAGCGUGCCUCUCCUGCUCAAGAAUCCGGAGUACUUUUUCAAGGAGACCAACAACACCAUUUACGUGAUCUGGGGUCCUUUUCGAAACAUGAGGAGGGAUGGAAAUGGCAUUGUGUACAACAUGCUGAAGAAGACUGUUGACAGCUACCCAACUGCCAAAAUCUACGUGACGACGGAGAAGCGCAUGAGUUACUGUGAUGCGAUAUUUAAGAAGGAGACAGGAAAAGACCGAGUCCAGUCAGGUUCGUAUCUCAGCACGGGUUGGUUCACCUUAAUUUUGGCUAUGGAUGCCUGCUAUGGAAUUCACGUCUAUGGGAUGAUAAAUGACACCUACUGCAAGUCAGAAGGCUUUCGUAAAGUUCCCUACCACUAUUACGAGCCAGGAAGAGAUGAAUGUGAGGAAUAUUUUCUCCAUGAAAAUGCUCCAUAUGGAGGCCACAGGUUUAUCACAGAAAAGAAAGUAUUUGCUAAGUGGGCCAAGAAGCACACAAUAAUAUUUACUCAUCCCAACUGGACAGUGUCUUGAUACUGGUUUACUUAACUCUCCCUUAACAGCAUAUUACAAAAAUGUCUCAGUUUACAAAAGUUUUGCUUACAUAUGGCUGGCCUUUCUCAGCCUAAGUAACACUAAACUAAAAACCAGAAGACAAGGAAGGUGGUGGUUCAGCUGUUAAGCAAAAUUAAUCAUCUGUGGAAGGCAGACACAUUGUUUGUUAUUUCUUAGGGUUUUAAUCCACACUAUGCACUUUAUACUUUAACUGGAUUUUAUUUCAAGGCAGGAGCAGUUAAAGACAGAUGAGAUUUCGUGUAUAUACAGGUGCACACAGGGAACAUGGUGGUCCUUUGAACAUUGUCCAUCAUCUCAGAUAUUUAAAAUUAUUUUUUGUAGCUCAUUUGCUGUACUGAAGCACUAGUUCCAUUUGUGGUAUCAGUAGAAAUUUUCAGCAAGAGAAAUGUGAGGAAAAAUACAGACCUCCAAGGUCCACGAGUGAAUAAAUUUUAAAAAACACCUGAAUAUAUUGAUAUACAAUAUAUUGUGAGCACUUGCAUAUAUGGUAAAAUUAGAGAUGAGCUAAGCAUGGUUCUUGAACUGUACCCAACUCUUGAGAGAAGGUAUUACCUGCUCAAGACUCCUGAUUAAUUCAUAACUUCUGAAAUGCAGCUUCCUUCCACCCUGGUCAGUCUGCACCAUCUGGGACUAUGUAGUUUGUGCUUUUUGAAGCUGUUGUCCCACAGUUCAGCUCCAACAGAAUGGCACUUGGCAAAAAAGAUUGUGUUUUGCUGCCCAUGAUGAAGCUUUGGCUGUUUUACCAAGCCUGUUGUCAGUACCCAAGCUGGUGAGUGUAAAGUUGUCUCAUGAAUAUCUCCAUUUACUCCAGCUGUGCAUUUGACUUGCUCCAACAUCCAAAUAACAGUAUUUUGACAGUAUUUCCCAUGCAGCCAUCAUAAUUUAUUUUAGAUCUCCAGUUUCUCCAUCUUUAAAAACAAGGAUAGUGUCUAUCUACCUCACAAGGGAGUUGUGAGGACUAAUUUAAUUUAAUUUAAAGCACUUUCCUGAUGCAGAAUGCUCCAUAUCAUUUAUUCUUAUCACAAAAACAAUGGUACCUGUCAUUUAUUCUUGUCUGUUGGGUAUUUGAAGAAAGUGACAGUGUGUCUGGCUAUGAUGGCAAAUUGUUCUGUGCAUCCGCUUUCCUACUGAGGAUAAUUUGCAAUACUGAGUUCUAUCAGCUUGCGUUGCUUCAGAUGAAGUUGAAAGAACUCCCCAUCUCACAGUAUUACCUGCACAUUAAAAGGCAGUUCAAGAAUCUUAAAAUAUACUCAUCUCUAGUUUAAGUAUGUAUUUUCAAGCUUACUGUCAUGGAAAGUUUUCAACUGCAGCAGACUCAUUUGUGAUAUGACCAUAAGUCAACUACACAUGUGAGUUUUAUUUAAACUGUAUUUAAACUAAUGCUUUAAGUUUAGAAUGUGUCCUAUGAAUAUCUUAACAUCUGGAAUGUCAGACUCAACACUGUAAUAGCCAAUACUGUGAACACUUGAAGGAAUUAUGUGUGGAACAUGUCACACAGGGUUUACUCACACUACUUAAACAUUAACCAACAGGAAACUUUGUAUGCUUUUGUAAAUCAAGAAAAGGGGAAAGUAAAAAGCUAUUUUUACAUGUAAGUAUUUGUAUACUGACUAUUUCCUAUUGUAUAUUUGUAUAUAUAGAUCUAUAUUUUAUAUGUUCAUUGCAUAUAUAUUCUUCAUCAACAGCUCCAACUCAUAGGAUAGGGAGGAAAUCUCUUCACCAGUAUUCCUCCUCCUGAUCAUUGGUUUCUUGUUCCUGUUGGUAGGUGAUUCCAGGGUAUCAUCUCUGUUGCCCCUUCUAUUUUCUACCAGAAAUGAAGUUCUCUGAUUUUAUUUUUUAAUAUAGCUCAGCUUUCACUGGUUACUUUAGGUUCUCAUCCUGGGUGUCAGAUAUAGGCUGGGGACAUGCUUAUGAUCUUGGAUAACCAUCUAUAUUCAAACACAGGCUUUGUCACAGGUUUCUGACAUAACCUUCCUGUUUGGAAAAGGAGAACAAUAGUAUUUUCCUACUUCCUUUCUUGACUGACUUUUUUGAAAGCUGUUGAGAUCAAUAUUCCCAUUUUCAAUUUAUUUGUAUAAUGCUUUGAAGAAAAGGUACCCAAAGCGUCUGAAAAUUACAGGCAAUGCUGUGAUACACAAGUAAUUAAAAUUGGCUGUUUCUUGUCCAUGGAGUUUAAAAUCAGUUGUAGACUGAUACAACGUGGGAUGAAAUCAAAAGGGGAAAAAGGGUCAUGGUUGGAUGAAGAGCUGUAGUAACAAAACCAGAUUUAUCACCAUAUGCAUCUUUUCAGUUCAGAUGGGUGGCUGGAUGUAUGGAAUGCUAAUAAAAAAUUGUAAGGCAGGAUUUGAAACAUGCAGGACAUGCAGAAUUAGGGAGAAUGUUACACACAUAUUUUACAGGACAGCCUGGGAAAUCUAAUCAUUCCCUUUAGAGAAGAGGAACUGAGAAGAAGAACAUCAGCCAAUUGAACUUCUAUUUAGAAGGUUUAUGGGUUAAUAGAAAACUAUUAUGAAAGUGCUGCACAUGGAAAUUGUUUGGGUGGGACAGACUCACAUGGAAGUGUCCUCAUGAAGCAGUGUUUCUCCCCACGAGUGUUUCUCCCCAGUCAGCAUAAGGGCUCUGCCUGAGUUGUGUUCAGCUGCAAGGUGCUUUUUAAGCCUGUGAAAGUUUUUAAGGUAGUACUUGCCAGUUCACCAUAAAUGUGUUGUAAAAUAUGUGCUUCAUUCUGAAGUUCUUUGAAGAGUGCUUGCAUGCUACAUGAAACACUUUCAUAAAGAAUAGCUAAGAAAAAUACAGCUCUAAGAACAUCUAAACGUACACAAAAUUGAGAACACAAUUAGAGUUCAGGUGUCACAGAGCAAAGUAAGUGUUGCUCUCUGCCUGGAUUUGCAGUAAGAGCCAAUCUACUUCAGAAACAUUGCAGCAGAAACAUUCAUAUGAGAGAAAAUAAACAUCAGUUCUCUUAUUUAAAUGAGCCUGUCUUUAGCAUAAGUUAAAUGCAUAUUUACAGGGUUUUUAUUAUAUGAGUAACUGUGACCACUGCAUUAAAGAUGAUUCUACAAAGAAAUUACUUGCUUGAAAUCUGUUAGAAACCAGCUGUGGUACUAAAGAAAGAAUGUCAGUACUUGGAUGUGUAUAAGGGAUCUUGCUGGUUCACCUGAGAGCAGUUAAGAAAUCAGCUGAGAAUCACUUAUUAAUUCUUUAAGAUAAAACUACUACAGUUUACCUGAAUGUAAUCAUAUCCUAAUUGCUUAUUCAUUCAAGCAGUCCUAUUUUAAUCAGCUACUCAUGAGUAUAAAACAAGCAGGGAGUUUACCUGAGGUUUUCAAAAUGCAUUUUCAUGUUGCUGCUAAUAGAGGAAUGCUCAAAAAUAGUUUGGCCUUUUUUUUUGCCGUU